Messenger RNA from Drechmeria coniospora, 942 nucleotides. RefSeq names its product thioesterase family protein. The record is from RefSeq and is a predicted model, not a curated record. The transcript has a single exon. NCBI's taxonomy places the organism in Eukaryota, Fungi, Ascomycota, Sordariomycetes, Hypocreales, Ophiocordycipitaceae. Bases 1 to 942 code for a protein of 313 amino acids.
AUGUUCAGCCAACCCUACAGAUGCAUGCGUAGUGCGCGUCGUUUUGCACCUCAGUCCCAGCCGGCCUUUCGAAUAUCACCGGCAGGCCAGCGACAACAAUUUCGACGACGCUCGACGACGCAUGGAGUUGCGGCCGCCGAAGGUGUGCACGAGGUUGGCCACCAAGCCAAUCGUUCCAACUCAGGCACAUCACAUGGACAAGCGACUGACGGGACGAAAACAGGUGCAUCGCCUGGAGGCGAUGGUUUCCGCAGGGGAAUAUCCUUCGCCUUGGCCGGCCUCGCCUUCAGCGGCCUUGGUGCCGCGGUCGCAUGGAAGACGAUGACAGCAAACGGUCUCGGCUUCUACUCGGACGUGGAGAGUUUGCGCAGAUUCAGCGUCGCCGAAGCCCAUGAUGAAAUACGUCGCGUCCACGAUUUUAUCGACAGCCACCCCCUGGUCGCCGAGCUGCGCAGCCGGCCGGAGCUGACGGAGUCGAGACCGCAUUUGAAGAUGCCAGCACAAUACCGAGAGCGCAGCCUCACUGGCGGCGCCCUCGUCGGCCCUGGAAAGGUCCCCGUGCCGGCAUCGACCUGGACAGAAUCGGGAGGCAAGUCUCUCAUCUCCAUCGUCUACGUGGGCGAUGACCUGUGCGGGCACCCUGGAAUCAUCCACGGUGGCUUCCUGGCCACUCUGCUCGACGAGGGCCUGGCGUGGUGCUGCUUCGACGCACUUCCGUACAAGAUCGGCGUGACAGCAGCGCUCAACAUCAACUAUCGCAAGCCGGCUCCCGCGGGCAACUACCUCGUCCUGCGGGCCCAGACGACCAAGGUCGAUGGCCGCAAAGCGUGGGUCAAGGGCCACAUCGAGCUCUUGGCCGAGCCGGGCGAGGAGCCGACAAUCCUCACCGAGGCCGAGGCGUUGUACGUCUCGCCCAAGUACGCGUCUGUGAGUGGCCGUUGA